Molecule: messenger RNA, 1297 nt
Organism: Cuscuta campestris
Lineage: Eukaryota; Viridiplantae; Streptophyta; Magnoliopsida; Solanales; Convolvulaceae
Source: the annotation of a GenBank genome assembly
AUCUACUUUUUUAGUACUUUUUUUAAUAAGAAAAGGAUAUUUAAAAGUUUAUAGUAUAUGUAUUUUUGAAAAUUUUGCAUUUUUUUACUAUUCCUUAAUAAGCGUGCCAAGUCAAUAUGGGAAGAAUAUUUCCGGAUGGAGGGAGUAGUUCGAAACAAAAUUUUACAUCCCCAGAUAAAAUGAAACAUUUUAAGGACACAAUGGAAUACUUCGGCUGGAGCAACGAGUCGGAUUCUUGCCAAGCUUUAUGUCUAAGUUAUAAAUACGGAUAUAACAGAGAAAUUUCAGCAAUGGAUCUGUGGCGCAAUGGUAGCGCGUCUGACUCCAGAUCAGAAGGUUGCGUGUUCGAUUCACGUCAGCUGUUCAGUCAAUAUGAAUACCGUGCAGAAGGGAGACCUAGAUUCGGAAUGAGCUUAGGUCUAUUUGUGGAUUGUCUCAGUACAUUUUCGGUCCCUGGAAAAUCAAGUGCAAUUGAACUUCAGUUUCCAGGGCCUGAUAUGGAGCUUCUUCUCAAAACAAGGAUUCCUGAGACGAUGCCAUGGGACUGCAACUUUGAACCUACAGGAAGUACACCUAUAAGUUUUACCGUCAAGUCUGCCGCACUAAAGGAAGCUAUAGAUGAUCUUGAAUGGCCCGGGUCAAGCAUUCUGCUAACCCUGCAACCAACCCCGCCAUCUGUUACGUUCAAAGGCCAAGGCCAUGGUGACUUACAGAUAGACUUUAUGCACCGCACGACUUCUGAUCUUGUUGCAUUUCAUUGCGAUCGCCUUGUCUCAUACAGGUACAAGUACAAAUUCCUUCAGGCGACAACUUCGAACAUGCCUAGUAGUGUCAUGAGGGAUAACAGAGGGAGCAAGUGUACAAUUGGCAGAAGUGGAAUGCUCAAAGUUCAGCAUCUCGUCUCACUUGCUAGACCGGUAGUCUCACUCCCCCACUCUGAUUCUUCUGCAUAUCAUCUCCCCAGCCGUAUUGCUUAUAUUGAGUUCUUUGUCAAGCCGGAGGUGGAUGAUGAUGAGGAACACAAUGCAAACUAAUACUUGGAUGUGUUUUAUCCCAAGCGGCUAUGCUACUUAUGAGAGGGUAUGGUUUAGAUAGUUGUCUAAUAUCUACAUUGUAAAUAGUACUUUUAAGUCCUUGAUUCGAUAUUUUUAGUGAUCAAAACCUCAAUCUAAAGCCUAGUAGGGUAAGAGCAUUGGCAACGGUGUGUAAUCUAUCAUGCCUUGCUGAUGCCUUGCUACCACAUCACCAUGGAGUACCACAUCACCAUGGAGAACGCUCUUGCCAUGCAUGGCAACCU